AUGCGCCACGACACUUUUGACAUGUGGAAGCAGAGGCAGGUCAACUAUUACGGCGGCAAGUACUCCAUUCAGCGACUACUUGCUCUCGACGAGUACACCCAAAAGACUUCUCUCUGGCGAGUCGUACUGGUGUGUGCUUGCACCCCACUUCCCAUGGUCUCCCUCGUCUUCAUACAGGAGUCAAUCCCGCUCCAAAACCCUCUCGACGGCUGGAGCGCAAACUACGGGCUGUGGAUCAGAGCUGUGGUUCUCGUAUGGGAGGUGAUAAAUGGCCUGGUGGUUCAAGCAACAUACCUCAUUGACGACUUCCAUGUCACGGUGCAUCAGUUUAUCUUGCUGAGUGGGAGCGUCUCGAUUGGAGUGGCCGCCGUCACGAUGCUUACGGCGUCGAUCUUGAUCUUCCCCAUUCCGUUCUUCGUGCUAACCACAAUGCCCCUCUUUUACGGCAUUCUGAUGAUAUCGUUUCGACUGAUCAUGGGCGGUGUUGCUAGCGCAACGUCGAUUGCCGGUGUCAUGGCCAUCACGAUAACUGAUCUAACACAGACGUUUGUCAUGCUUUAUGGGCUGCAACAGCGCACUAGCAGCUUAUUGUCUCGCCUUGAGCGAGCCGUGGACAUCGGCACACCUUUCAAGGAUAGCAACAUUCUGACCACGGCUCGCUCCUUAUGCUGCAACCAGGAGAGUUACGAGUGA
Messenger RNA from Phytophthora sojae, 693 nucleotides. RefSeq lists its product as hypothetical. Bases 1 to 693 code for a protein of 230 amino acids. The record is from RefSeq and is a predicted model, not a curated record. NCBI's taxonomy places the organism in Eukaryota, Oomycota, Peronosporomycetes, Peronosporales, Peronosporaceae. The transcript is spliced from 2 exons.